AUGUCGAGCGCCGAAGUCCAAGCAGUGUUGGCUGUUCUCACACAGAGUUUGUUGGACUCAGGCCCCAAGUCGCCAGCUGACCUACAUCGGGAGCUGGACGACGCGAUCAUUGAAGUUAUGACGGAACAGGACCCUGAUGCAUUUCCGCCGGAUUCAGAUGAACCGGAUUGGGCGCCAGUGGAUGAAGGGGCGCCACUGUCGUUGGCUGAUUUGUCAGGACCCAGAGGUUUCAUGGCUGCGCGGUCAGACCCUGACACAGGUGAUGCUACGUUGGAUCUACCCAUCGUUGAUGUCAUGAGCAUGGAUGACCCAGACAUUUUUGCAGCACUUGACGAAGUUCGAACAGCCUGCGCCGGUGCUCUUGGAGAAGCCAUGGACAGGAGCCACGCGGUGUUCAGGCUGAUGGGGAGCACCGAUGCACAUGUGAGCCUGGAAGGGCAUCACGACAAGGUGUCAGUACUGACUGGUGGCGAGGCUACUCAGCUCGCACCCCGUGAAUGUGAUGGGAAGGUCAUGUUGCCCAUCGAUGUUCGCAGCAUCUUUAGUGUCUUGAUGAUGUUGACAAGCCGUCGAUUUCACCUCGCCCACCUCGAAGCACACCGGGCCUGGAACGGAAUGAGGUCAUCGAAGGAGGAGCCCGUCCAGAAGGAGGACUCGAUCGCCAAGGGGGAGACGUGGAGAUUCAAGGAGGCGAAGUCGGAGCCCAUCGAGGAGACGUGGGAGACACGAUUCCCGAAGCCGUGCACGACGUCCGAGAAGACCGAGAUCUCAGGAGAGAAGGACUUCGAGGGCGCCGCAGCCGCGGACACCGGAAAUCCCACCGCCUCGAAAUCCGCCUCGAAAUCCGCCACCGUUGGCUCCGAGCGUCCUAGAGCUUUGGAUGACUGGGUGCGAACUACCUGGGCACAUCGAAACGGAUGCUGGACGUUGUGGGAGCGUGAAGUUGCUUCCUCAACCGGGAUGAGGGUCAAUCAGACCCCGGACUUGAAGAUGGUGAUCUUGCUCCAGCCGCCGCGUGAUUACAUGUCGACAAUGGACGUCGGCUGGAAUGGAGAGUACCUGCCGGCGAUGCAGGGCACGAAGAACAAGCCGAGCGUGUUCAAGUGGAUUCUGAUGAACCACCUCUUCCAGAGGUCGACCGUGAGGAGACACUUUGAGACUCAGAGAAACCAGGCGAAUCAGGUCAGCGCUAUACUCGCUUUCCUGGGUCGCCCUGACAUCCUCUACAUGGUUUCCAGACUGCAGUCGGAAAUCAAAGGAGCGACUAUCCAGACAGUGCGCGAUGCUAACAAGUGCGUCGAGUUGACCUUGGCUGGAGUGGAGAUUGCGAGACUCCGUUUUCCAUAUCAGCCCAUGGAAUGGAGCGAGUUGGGAAUACUGAGCGUCUCUGACGCGUCCUUCGCCAACGAGGCCAGUAUGGAGGCCGGAGACAGGUACCGAGCUUUGCUGGUAGAGAUGAAAGGUCUCAUUGGACACAAUACACGAGACUGGGAGGACAUCGCAAGACGAAAUUGCCCGCAGCUCAGUUUGUCGGACUGCAUGUCCUUAGUCAAACAUUUGAACUCGGAUCUGUUGUCCAAGUGUCAGGACAAGCGUCUUGAGAUCGAGAUGAGAUCUAUGCGGCAAUCACUCCGUGAGGAGGAUGACCGCAAGACAUAUGUGGUGUACCCCAACGGAGGAGAUCGACUGAAUUGGAUCCACACGAGCUCAAUGAUCUCGGAUUGUUUGACAAAGCGCAUGAAACCGGAUCUCAUGUUGCGCAUCUUGAAAGAGAAUGCGUACCAAGUGUGCUACAGCCAGAAGAAGAAGACUUGA
Durusdinium trenchii is the source of this 1815-nucleotide messenger RNA. NCBI's taxonomy places the organism in Eukaryota, Dinophyceae, Suessiales, Symbiodiniaceae. The record is from the annotation of a GenBank genome assembly.